This is a messenger RNA of Alternaria postmessia, 978 nucleotides long. RefSeq lists its product as uncharacterized. NCBI's taxonomy places the organism in Eukaryota, Fungi, Ascomycota, Dothideomycetes, Pleosporales, Pleosporaceae. The coding region runs from base 1 to 978 and encodes 325 amino acids. The transcript has a single exon. The record is from RefSeq and is a predicted model, not a curated record.
AUGGAGGUCUUCCACCAGUAUGGCUUACUGGAAAUGAUCGUAUCCAGCCUAUAUCCAGACGACUUACUGGCGCUGUUAUUAUGCUCAAGAUCCACCCAUGAAGCGAUCUUACCACAACCUGGUAGCCUAGAAAAUUUGCUAGGGAAGCUCAAAUGCUCCGGUCGAGGUGUACAUGUCCGCAACAAGCGUCACAAGAAGUCUACUUUCUUCUACGCUUAUGAUUGUACUGAAACCAUAAAGUGUGGAGCAAAAGAGUCUACCACAGAGUGCCGGCCCUGUGCCAGAUGUAAAGUCAGCACUUGCGACGAAUGCCGCAUUCACUGCGUCUACCAGAGCAUAUACGAAACACCUUGCGAUGAGGAUGAACUGCCCAACUUCAGCGGCUUCAUUCUGCUGUCACCUCUCGAGGUGCCAAUCCUCAGCCCACAUCACAUGGAUAGUGACGAAGCUGGGUCGCAGUGGCAGGAUCCUUCAAACAGUCUGCAAGCACCAUAUCAUGAUCAAGGCUUCAUCGACGUUCCGUUUGAGGAAGAUAGCUUUGGUCUACCUGAAAGCGUCGAAGAUCUUCUAGAAAUGGAUCUCGGUAGCCACACGUUGGCUGCAUCAGCGUCUUCGAGCGUCGCUCAUCCUUCGCCGGUCCUUCGAGCUUUAUACCAAACGACGGAGCAGCGGAAACGAUGGUUCUGCGAUGAAUGCCGGCCAUCCAUCGCGACCCAGGGUCAAGAGAUUCCUCAAGCUUCUCAAUGCCAGUGCACUUUACGCAAUCACUUUCUUGACCGGUGGUUGUGCCUGCGCUGCUACGAAACGGAAGAACAUGAUCUUGACGCAUCCUUUGUUGACCAAAAAGAGCGUUGCGCAUGCGGACGACAAGAUGGAACUAAGACAUGUUUGUGGUGCUGGGGAGAAGUGGUACAUCCGAUGUUCGAAUUUGAAGAAGUACACAACGGAGACCGCACCGAAAAUACCAAUCAGCCAUAG